This is a messenger RNA of Setaria italica (foxtail millet), 1325 nucleotides long. Its product is annotated as NAC domain-containing protein 21/22. The coding region runs from base 155 to 1081 and encodes 308 amino acids. Lineage: Eukaryota; Viridiplantae; Streptophyta; Magnoliopsida; Poales; Poaceae. Gene Ontology annotation, molecular function: DNA binding. The transcript is spliced from 3 exons. The record is from RefSeq and is a predicted model, not a curated record. Gene Ontology annotation, biological process: regulation of DNA-templated transcription.
UCAACUUGUCACAUGACACAGCACAUAUCUCAGUUCUUCUUGGCUACUAGGCUAGUUUCUCUCCCUCCUCCCCACCGUCUCUCUCUCUCUCCCUAUUCCUGUUCUCUCUCUCAUCUCACAGCUUGAGAGAGAUAGGAGAGAUAGGGGAGAGAUCAUGUCGAUAAGCUUCUUGAGCAUGGUGGAGGCGGAGCUGCCACCUGGGUUCCGGUUCCACCCAAGGGACGACGAGCUCAUCUGCGACUACCUCGGGCCCAAGCUCGGCGGCAAGGUCGGCUUCUCCGGCCGCCGGCCGCCCAUGGUCGACGUCGAUCUCAACAAGGUUGAGCCAUGGGAUCUCCCUGUGGCGGCAGCAGUUGGGCCUAGGGAAUGGUACUUCUUCAGCCUCAAGGACCGGAAGUAUGCGACGGGGCAGCGGACAAACCGGGCUACGGUUUCAGGUUACUGGAAGGCUACUGGGAAGGAUCGGGCAGUGGCGCGGCGAGGGGCAUUGGUGGGGAUGAGGAAGACCUUGGUUUUCUACCAAGGGAGGGCCCCUAAGGGGAGGAAGACGGAGUGGGUGAUGCAUGAGUACAGGAUGGAGGGUACACUUGAGCAAUCCUCCAAGGAUGAAGAUUGGGUCCUGUGCAGAGUCAUCUGCAAGAAGAAAUUACCAGGAGGCGCCAGCUCCAAGGCGUCAAGAAGCCUCGCCACCAAUGGCGGCCAUGACACCGCACCAACCAGCUCGCCGCCGCUGCCACCCCUCAUGGACACCACCCUAGCACAGCUCCAGGCCGCCAUGAACACCACCGCCGGCGCAAUCGAGCAGGUGCCCUGCUUCUCCAGCUUCAACAACAUUGCCAGCAACAGCAACAGUGCUGCAGCAGCUCAGCCAUGCUACCUGCCCAUGGUCACUGGCAGCCAUGGCAUGAGCUUUCUGGACCAUGGCCUGCCUGAGCUUGGCGGCUGCUUUGAUCCUCUGAACUGCGACAAGAAGUUGCUCAAGGCAGUGCUGAGCCAGUUUGGAGGUGAGGUGGUGCCAAGCCUGCCGCAUGAGAUGGCUGCUGGUACUGCUGCAACCUCCACUUGGAUGAAUCACUUCUAGGGAAAUUGAUUCAGCAAGCACAAGCGAUUGAUGAUUCCAUAUGAACUAUAUUUACUUAUUGUGUGGUACAAGUACAAUAUUUAUGUGUGAGUAGUAGAACAUGCAACAUUUUUUUUCUGUCGAUUUCGAUAAGGCAGGCAAAAAUUAGGAGUGAUACUCUGUAAUGGCUGUUGAAGUGUGUAUAUUCAGAUGUAGAGGACCAGAGGAUUGAGUGAUCAAGAGAAUUUCAGAUUUAUUGUUUUGC